AAUCGCGAAAACCCGUCACAAGAAAAUGUCUCAUUUUGGCUGGCCAAUCGAGUGGAGCUGUUGUGUGCUUUAGGUUUCCUGCGCGCCAAAUUGACACAUUCUUUACGUGAUCGACGCGAACCGACGGGAAACUGCGCCAACCGCGUCGUUUGCGGCCCAGCAAAAACUGCACACUCAGCAGCAAAGCGCAGCGCAACCAUGAUGACCGCCGACGGCGCGCCGCCCGCCGCCGACAUCGAGGUCCCGACGGCCAACCCCCUCCAGCCGAACGCCGAGACGACCUAUGUUUCCUUAGUUCCGGGGAUCCCGGCCGACGCGAACAGCGUCUUCUCCAUCCGCAACGGCUACGACGACGUGAACCCCGAAUCCGCAAAAAAGAUCCACCGCCUGUCUACUCGAGUAUUACAGCUCGCCGUCGUGAACGCCGUCGUCAUCGUCACGAUCCGAGCUGUGUAUAUUGCGUUCUGGGCCAUGGAGGGCCGGGACCUCCUCGUGGCGGAGUACUCGGUCUACAUCUUCUUCUCUUUGGUGAUUCUGUAUUUGGGCGUGCAGGGCGUGCGCAAGAAGAACCCGCCCUGCUGCGGCGGCUGCGGCUGCGGCUACCUCACGACCUUCUACGCGAUCUACAUCGUCUUCGCGGCCGUCUCGGCCCUGACGGUGCUCAUCUCGCUCAUCUUCCUGGCUUUUGUGGCCUUCGUCGUCAACCUCGCCUUCUUCAUAUUGUACGCGGCCACGGCGAACUACACGCGGCUGUUGCUUGAUGAAUUGCGCAAGCUCGGCAUGGACGCCACGCAAGGACGCCGCCGGUCGCACGCCACCACGGCGACGGCGCAGCCGCCCGUCGCGACGGUGCGCGGCGAGCCCGUGACGUUGGCCGCGGUCCAGCCGCCGCCGGUGGCCAUGGACGACUCCUACACGGGCCCGGCGCCGUCGGCCUACGAGGCGCAAACGGCGAACUACCGAUAGAGCCCCGCCUAGCCACCGUCGCCCCGAGACAAGUAAUGUUC
Molecule: messenger RNA, 1007 nt
Organism: Pelagomonas calceolata
Lineage: Eukaryota; Pelagophyceae; Pelagomonadales; Pelagomonadaceae
Source: the annotation of a GenBank genome assembly